Molecule: messenger RNA, 1803 nt
Organism: Nicotiana tabacum (common tobacco)
Lineage: Eukaryota; Viridiplantae; Streptophyta; Magnoliopsida; Solanales; Solanaceae
Source: RefSeq, a predicted model, not a curated record
AAGAUUAUAAAUAAAAAAAAAGGUACUUCCCUUUUCAUUAUUCUCAUCAGAAAAACAUAGAUCACAACGAACAGGUAAAGUCAUGACGUUUUCUUGUGAUCUCUUAUCUUUUUUGCUAAAUUUUUUUCUGUUGUGCGACUUGCCACUCUUUUGGGAAAGGUGUUAAGAUAAAGUCCAACAAAUAUAUAUUUGCUAUACAACUACUAUAUGUCAUAGUUGUCGAUCUAGGGUUUACCAGUUUUUUUUAUUUAUAUUCUGAAAAUGUAUUUCAAAAACGGUAGAUUUCAUCGUGUUUAUAUUCAGAUCAGAUCUUGUGUUUAACAGAAUUUAUAUUCAGAAGGCUAUCUCAUUAUAUCCAACUGAACUCAACAAUAUUCUAGUGGGUGUGCGCUAGCUGGAUGAUAAUAGAUAAGACAAAAAUUGUUGAAACUAAAUUGAACAAACCAUGCAUAUAUAGUUCCUUUUAGCCGUUAAAAGGAAAGAAAAAAAGGAACUAGUUUAGGGGAGAGAACAGAAUAAGAAAAAUAAUUAGCUGGCUAAUUAGCACUAUAUAGAAUACCAUAAACAAAUUCAUUUAAUUAGACAUUGUACAUGUAUCAUCGAACGAUCUCUAACACACAUGCAGAUAUGAUAAAAAGACUUUUUGUGAUUUCCUCUUGAUAGAAGGCCUAUAGCCAAGUUAUUUUCUCCUCUUUUUCUUAAUCUUAGGUGUGCUAAGGUUCUUUGAUGGUUAUUCAAGACAUAAAAGUUUCAAGAAAAUCCCAAAUUGGAAAAAAUGAAAUUAGGCUAGAAAUAGUUAAGGAAAAGUUGUGGGUAUAUUCUAGCUUAUAGUAACCAGUAGAAUAGUUAAAUACCCCAUAUGGCUUAAAGAUGCAUAUAAAGAAAAUUGAAAGAAGGGAUUUACUUGAUCAUGUUAACUUGAUGCAGCUAGCUAGCUAGAGGGAAAUAUAUAUCUAUAUACAUGGCUUCAUCCAGCUGCUACAACUCCCCUUGUGCUGCCUGCAAAUUCCUAAGGAGAAAAUGUCUGCCUGGUUGCAUCUUUGCACCUUAUUUCCCACCUGAGGAGCCACAGAAAUUUGCCAAUGUCCACAAAAUCUUCGGGGCUAGCAAUGUGACCAAGCUUCUGAACGAGCUCCUCCCUCACCAGAGGGAGGACGCCGUCAACACUUUGGCCUACGAAGCCGAGGCAAGAGUCAGGGAUCCCGUUUAUGGGUGUGUUGGCGCAAUCACUUUCCUCCAACGCCAAGUCGAGCGCCUCCAGAAGGAGCUCGACGCUGCUAACGCAGAUUUAAUUCGCUAUGCUUCUUGCAACGAUGUUUCAGCUCCAUUGGUUGCACCCCAAAGGGGGUAUGAAUUGGGAGGUUUUCAUCAAACACAUAAUUUUCCUUUCCCUUAUCCUCCAUCAUGGAAUGAUCAAAGCCCUUCCGGAGGCCAUGGAAGAGGAGGAAAUAUUUGAGCCUAAUUUAUAGAGGGUUCAGGUUUCUUGGAUCAUUUCCUUUAAUUUCUACUACCUGCUAUGGUUGCUAGCUAGCGCUCCUCAUAUUCAGUUUCCUAGCUAGACUGAAUAACUAUGGCGUAAAUUUGGGGAGUUUAGACUUUUAGUAGAUGUGCUGCUUAAAAAAAAAAAACUCUUUCUCUAAGUAUUUUAUGUGUCAUAUUCAGAGACGACCUAAAAUGUGGCAUGGCAAGCUAAGUCUAUGGUUGCUACAUUUUCUGUUCUAUUAUUGAGAGUCUAGAAAGAUGUCCAUGUGAACUGUCCUAUUUAUGGGAUUUGUUUAUGGUUUACUAAAAGUAAUAAAUUAU